Molecule: messenger RNA, 18253 nt
Organism: Pocillopora meandrina
Lineage: Eukaryota; Metazoa; Cnidaria; Anthozoa; Scleractinia; Pocilloporidae
Source: the annotation of a GenBank genome assembly
AUGGGAGGUUCGGACAGUAAACUAAAUUUCAGGAAAGCCGUCGUUCAGCUGACAACAAAAAAGACGGUGAGCAAAGUGAUGAAGAUGUAUUCUCAGCUGUCUUUUUCGAGAUCUUUGGCGGAGGGUUUUGUGGGACUGAACCGGUUGUUAGUCAAUGUUCACCUGAUAAACUCACCAAAGUCAAUUUUGUCGAUCGUUUCAGGCUGUCGAAGCGACAGAUGACACCUUUUGGGAUCAGUUUUGGUCUGAGUCGUCGGCGACUAUCAGUGACGUUUUUACUUUGAUUCCUGCCUCGGAAAUCAGAGCUUUACGAGACGAGAAUCCCUCAAAUUUGGCGACGCUUUGCUACAAGGUGAGUGUAUGUCUUGACACUCAUCAAACUCUUCGUGUUAUGAGUGAAUUUCAAGUUGUCCAAGAAAUCGAUAUGGCCAGUUUUCGUCUUGAUUUCCUUGCUUUCUAAUUAUUUUGAUGGCCUUUGUCUUAAUUUACAAUACAACAGUAAGCGAAGCCAUGAGUUUUGUUGGAGCAUGACAGACUAGUUUGCAAUUACCAAUGUUUUAUAAUUUCAUUAACAACAAACACGAAUAUUUUUGUUCUCUAUAGUUUAGACAUGAUCGCGAAGAGGUCUGUGUUUUCAGUCGACUAAAAUUCAACCAUGUUUAAUUUCUUACCAAGCAAGGAAGAUUCUUCAUAAAUCGAGUAAAUUAUCGAAAGGCCCUAGAAGUGUUUACAAGAUAUCGAAGGUGACCUUGAGUGUCUAAAUCUUCAUCUAUGAUCUUCUGACGUUCAUGCUCGCAAUUUUUGGUUUCAAAAUAAACGUUCGAAGCACUUGUCACUAGUGCUAUUACUUUAAGCGAUAAAUUUCUUUCUUCUCGCCUAUCGCAGAGGGGAGCAGAUAUAUUUUUUAAGUGAUCUUUUGAAGUAUAUCUAUGAAUUAUUUACGCCAACGAUUUCGUCUGUUUUAUAAAAUCUUAUUAUCUUUAUUUUCCAUUUGAUUGUAUACAAUCAAAUGCCAAAAGACCCAGGGUACCCAUAGAAUCAUUUCUCUCACAUUCCAGUAUUUUGCUGCUGUAAAAAAUGAAAAACAAAAUGAUCAGGCAGCAUUCAUGGUGUAACUUUGUGAGAUAAAUUAAAUUUUUUCCAACUAUGUCAAAAAAUUGAAUAAAUUUAGUUAUCACUUAUUUUGCGGCAAAACUUAUGCAUAAAUUGCGCCUAGAGUCCUUUAUGGUUAACCAAACCUCAGGCAUAACUUAUCAUGUCUUUUAAGGACAAAAUCUGUCCUUAGUAAUCCUCAUGCUAUUUUCAGGAAGUAUUGACAAAUAUUGUUUACAUAUUGAUGUCAUUUUUAAUUUGUAUAAACAAUUUCAAAUUACUGUGGCCUAGACUUCCCAAUGGUGCUAAUAAACAGAUGUUGCAUGUACAUGUAGGAAAAAAGGCAUAUUUUUAAUUUAACAUACAAACAACAAGUCUUAAAAGGAUUUGUCAUGGUGAUAAUUUGCUAAUCAACUAGAGAUAUAUGUCUGUGCUCCAAUUUGAAGCAAUAUAUUCAUUAUGCAGUUAGCUGAGUGAAAAAUGUUAUUAUUGGUUUUUGCAUUGGUUGCAAGACAACUUUUUUUUAAUGUUACCCUGCACUUGUUUAUUUCUAUGUAUAGUGUGUCGAGAAGCUUCAUAAUGCCACUUUGACUGGUUGUUCCAACCCUUCUGAACAACUUUCUAGUAAGUUUUUAUUUUUAUUGAUUUGUUUCAAAUUUCUUGAAAGAUAAAGUCAUAAUUACAGCUGUAGUUUAAUCCCUUGGCCUCUUAGAGGGACUUGAUCUAAUUUCUUCCUACAAUACCAACAUCAAAUCAAACAUGUCAUGAGAAUAAAGGAAAUGAUCACCAACUACAGAAUUUCUUUGUGGUGAAACUAAUUCUCCUUGUCAGCACCUUAGGAAAUGUAUAGAGAACAGUAUGGAGAAUAUGCAUACUGAUGUUAGGGUGUAAAUUGAGGGUUAACAAGGAGUUUUGCUUCUGUUUGGGUGAGUAGGAGAUGUAGAGGUCUCUGAACCCAUCUCAAAGGGUAUAACUCAAAUCUAAAGCAUUAUGAUAACCAUGGACAUUUGAUCAAAAACUGCUUAAUAAUCAAAAAACAUUUUGAAAUGGGCCAAUGGUUGGAACUCUUUUCUCUAAAAUUCAAAAGCCUUUUUACUCUGAGUAUUUCUGUUGGAAAUUAUUUUGACACCACCAAUUUGAGAGUUGAAUGCAUUAUCAUAUAUUCUACAUUUUUAUUGUUCACUCUUCUGUUUUGUUUCAGUCCUGAACUGUUUGCGUCUGUUGACACGGUUUGUGCCGUACAUUUUUGAGGAUCCAGAUUGGAGAGGGUUCUUCUGGUCCACUGUUCCAGGACAGGAAGUAUGCCUUUUUUUUUUCCUUGAUACUUUGAUUUUGUAAGUAACCCUUAAAGUCCCAGAGGUGAUUAACAUUAACUUCUCUAAAAAUCCAUAUAUUAUCCAGCAAACAGGUAAUGAGAAUAGUGAAACUUAUCAGGUAAAAGUUGUUAUCUUGAUCAAAUUCUAGUAACUAAUUUACAAGGAAAUAAUAUGUGGUGGCCAGAAAGGAGAGUUAACAAUCAGAUCUUGGGAGUGAAGGGGAGCAAAUAAGGUGUUUCAUCAUAUGACUGGCUCUGCUUGUGCAAUCCUUUAGAAAACCAUAGUGAAAGCUGACAUGUGUAGGGCGGACAGGUUGACAUGAGCUGGUCUGCAACAAGCCGUCCAGCCAUAAUGCAUUUGUUUGUAUGGCUUUGUUGCGAAAAAAGAGAAACAUUGUUCACUUUUGUUUCAGAAAAUGAGUGAUAGCAGUGCACAAAAAUGAGAAACUAAGACAUGUUUUUCAAUAAAUUGUGAGUUUCUUGUUCUGACUGGACAAAAUAAAGGAAAGUUUUUACUGUAAAAUUUUUUUUUUGGUUUUCCCGUACUUGCCAGUCUAUCAUGUCCUGUUUAAGUUAAAACAAACUUUUUGAACUUUUCAAAAGUCAGUCAUAUGAUAAAAUGCCUAUUGACUGAGUUAGUCAGGCCAGGUGGGAAAAUAUGUGGGUCUCAUUCAUGGCACAAAGACCUCACUGUGCCCUCUCUGUACAUUAUGUCUUCGAGUCAAAUAUUUUCCUGUCUUGCCCUCUCACUCAGUUUAGAAAUACAUAAUAUGCAGAAAAUUGUAACCAAGUUUAAAGUAAGGGGCUUUUGAUCCAACACCAAAAAAAGUGCUGUAUGAAUAUCCAAUAAUUAUUAUAAUAAAGUGUAUCCUGAUAUAUUUCUCACACCAGCAUCCACAAGAAUUAAGAGUCAUCAAAUGGAUGUUAUUUGAUUUUUGAUGACUCUAACAAAACAGUGCUGUCCUUUUUGUAAAUUAAAAUUUUGCAAUUUAAGCAAACCACAGUCCACUGCAAGGGUAAAGGGCCUCAAAAGAGGUUCAUAUUCAAAGAGUAACUCUUUGACCAUGCCCAUGAUUACUUACAAUCAUAGAUUAUUACUUCUGACUGUGAUUAUAUGAAAAUCAUGUAUGUGAACUGCAGAUAAAGAUGUGAAUAUGAAAGCGAUCUUCGCAAUAAUAAAUAUUACUUGAGUAGUAGUGAAAAUAAGGUCUCAAAAGAAUUCAGGCCUGUAUGGGAUUUGAACCCAUGACCUCUGUGAUACUGGUUACAGAGGUCAUGGGUUCAAAUCCCAUACAAGCCUUAUUUUCACUAAUGCUCAAGUAGUGUUCAUUAUUGCGAAGAUUGCUUUUACAUUCACAUUAUUACUUCUCAGUGAAAACUUCAUGAAAAUGAUUGUUAAACAAAUUUUUGUUUUGUUUCAGGAGGAAAGUUUUCAUGGGGGCGAAGAGGUACAAUUACAUUUGUGACCUUAAAAAAUUAAAUAGAAAACAAAAGUACCUUGAACCUCUUGACACCUGCAAUACAAGAGUGACUAUCAUCUAAUUUAUCUUAACAGUAUCACUCCUGUAUCAAACACAAAGGUCACAAGAAUAAAUGAAAUGAUUGUUAAACAAAUUCUCCUUACCUAGCAAAAUGUAUGGAGAGCAGUAUGGGGAAUAUGCAUAUUGAUGUUAGGGUGUAAUAGAUUUAGCUGUUUGAUAUGUAAAUGGGUUUUAAAUGGCUGUGAACAAGGUAACUCAGGUACCCAUCAUACCCAUCAUAUUGGAUUGGUAUGGUUGGGUAAUUAAGUAUUAUCAACUGAGUUGAUAAUUUUAAUUGGCCACCGUAAAAAGUUUAAAAGCUGACGUUUUGAGUGCUAGCCCUUUGUCCAGUCACUCUCACCAAGGGCUAAUGCUUGAAACGUCAACUUUUUAACUCUUUACAGUGCCCAUUAUACCUUAUCAACUCAGUUUAUAAUACUAAAUUACCCUGUUAUACUCUCCCACCGAUGCAGCACCACAGUUUUUGUAGAAAGUUACCCCCUUUAUUCAUUUGAUAUGGUUGGGAUUUGCCAAGUGAGCAAGUGAGCAAGUUGUUUUACACUGUAGUGGCAAAGUAGGGUUUUAGUCCUGUGAUUAAUUUGCAGUGCCUUCAAAUAGCUGUCAGAAAUACCUCUGAGAUUUAACUGUUUACACCCUCACAUUAGUAUACAUAUUCUUAAUACUGUUCUCUAUACAUUCCCUAAGGUGCUGACAAGGAGAAUUUGUUUAACAAUCCAUAGCCUCUUCAGUUGGUGAUUACUUCCUUAAUUCUUAUGACCUUCAGGGCUCGAACUUAACUUUUUUGUCUACUAGCAAAGUUUUGCUGGUAAGAUUUUUUUUACUAGCAAAAGAAGGAACCUAGUUUGCUAGAGGAUAUUUUUUAGACUCGCAACUUCGAAAAACCACUCGCAUUUCACGAGUUUGCGAGUGCUAAUUUCGAGCCCUGACCUUUAUGUUUGCUUCAGGGGUGAUAUUGUAAGGAGAAAUUAGAUGCUAGUUACUCUUAUGAGUCAAAGGAAUAACUUUCUUGAAUGAUUUUAAUCAAUGAAUCAAAUUUAGAAGGAGGAUUAUUUUAGAAUGAUGCUGGUUAAAUCAAUUAAAGACUCAUCAAUUUAUUCUACUUUACAGGCUGCAGAGGCAAGACCCCCACUUGCUCAAACACUUCUCAGUGCAGUUGCAGUAAGUGGUGUAACAGUGUUGUUUAUCCUUGAAAUUGUUCAUCUAAAGGUGAAAUGCUAAGAAUACUCACUAAGUAUUGAUCAUGCUUUUUUUUUAUUUUUUUAUUUAUAGGAUCUGUGUUUCUGUCCAGAGUUUACUGUUCAUCCUCCAAAAAAAACUGGUCCAGUAAGUUAAUCUACCUUGUCUUCCAACAUAAGAUAUAAGACAUGUUUGAAAAAUAAUUCACAGCGCUAGCACUGUGUAAAAUAGUAUAUUACAGUGUAAGUGCAUGUGCCAUCAUUGUACAUUGGUUCAGUCAAGAUCAUCAUUAAAUGUGCAAAAAUUGUCUGAUUUGAACUGAGUAGGCAGCUUAAUUGAAUUACGCUGGGGUAGAAAGCAUGUUUUGAUGUAAAGCAACAUGCCCUUCUGAGGGGGUUAGUGGGCAUGCUUCCUCAGAGAAGCUGAAAUUUGAAAUCCUCUGAAACUUUAUUUCUAGCAUUCUGGGACAUUUUUGAGUGGUAAAGUUCUUUUAGCCUGGCAUUUAUGUUAGACUCAGUUCAGAAAUACUUAUUUCCUGUCUUUGAUGGCAAUUUACUAAGUAAAUGGCGCAAAGUGGUCAGAUAGCCAGCAGGUUUCUGCUGCCUAGUGGUUUUUUUAGACAACCCUGUUCAGUUGCCUUUGAUCUUUUGAUUGAACUUUGGAUAGUUACAUGUGCAGGCAAAACAGCUGGAAAUGGUGAUUUAUGUAAGUGUAUUGUAAUGUAUGAUAAUAUGCCUAUAACCAGAAUGUGUUUUAAAAGUACAUUUUAAUCUCUUUCUUGAUUUAUUCUCCCUUUCAGGAUCAGCCUGAGGAUCUGUCUUCAAUUGAUAGCUGUGAAUAUAUAUGGUGAGACAUAUGUGCUAUAAUCUCCAUGAAUUGUUUAGAGCUUGUUAAGUACACAUGUAUACACAGAACAUGAAAUUUUUGAGCUUCUGUUAAGGAAUUCAUAUUCCUCUGGUAUCAGCAUACAUUGUCCAAAAGUGGAAAUUCUAUUUAAGAGCGCUGAAACUUUUUUAACUUCACUUAUUCUAAUCUUCUGUGACCAUAUGUGAAAUUCAUAUACCUGGGGACAUAAAUGGAUGAUAGUUAAAUGGGAAAUGUGGUAGUCACUUCCUCCAAAAUUAAAAUCUGAAAUGUGUGUCUAAAUGGUGUAUAUGUCUUCAGUUAUGCAAAACAUUGCACUCUUAUAUAGCCUGACAUGUAUUGAAUUGUCUUGUCAUGUCAUCGCCAUGCACAAACAGUGAGAGAAAUUUUUAAGUGCUUGAGCCAGUGAUACACCCAGUGAUUGUACAAGUCUACCUGUGGGCAGAGAAAAGUGUGUCCUGCAACACUAGUUUUAUGGUUUUUAAGUGGUAACCAGUCAAUUCGCCGACGGACCAACUCGCCGACGCCAACUCGCCAACGCAUAAAAUCGAGUAGAGACGUCGGCGAGUUGGUCGUCAAUCCAAUACAACUUAUUAGAAGUUAAACAUACAGAAAAGUAAACGAUAUUUAGUAAAAAAACACUGGUGAACAUUGGUGAACAUCUCACAGAAGCUUAAACAUUGGUGAACAUUGGUGAACAUCACCAAUGACUAUAACAGCUUAAGACGCGAACGAGUUAUUGUGCGACAACAACACCGUAAAGACUCAUCAUGUCAAUCGCUCAGAUUUUUUAACGAAAACUUGGCUUUCUAGACAAGAUCUUAGUAAAAAGCAUUUCUUUUUAUUUGCAACAAAGUUUAUAAGGAUCUCAAGGCGAAAAAAGGGAAGUAAACAUCGCCAAUGACUCAAACAGCUUCAAACGCGAACGAGUUAUUGUGUGACAACAACACUGUAAAGACUCAUCAUGACAAUCGGUCAGAUUUUUUAAGAAAACUUGGCUUUCUAGAUAAGAUCUUAAGUAAAAAGCAAUUCUUUUUAUUUGCAACAAAGUUUAUAAGGAUCUCAAGGCGAAUAAAGUAAAGUAAACAUCACAAUGACUCUAACAGCUUCAAACGCGAACAAGUUAUUGUGUGACAACAACACUGUAAAGACUCAUCAUGACAAUCGGUCAGAUUUUUUAAGAAAACUUGGCUUUCUAGAUAAAAUCUUUAGUAAAAAGCAAUUCUUUUUAUUUGCAACAAAGUUUAUAAGAAUCUCAAGGCGAGUAAAGUAAAGUAAACAUCGCCAAUGACUACAUCCGCUUCAGACGCGAACGAGUUAUUGUGUGACAACAACACCGUAAAGACUCAUCAUGUUAAUCGCUCAGAUUUUUUAACGAAAACUUGGCUUUCUAGACAAGAUCUUUAGUAAAAAGCAAUUCUUUUAAUUUGUAACAAAGUUUAUAAGGAUCUCCAGGCGAAUAAAGUAAAGUAACCAUCGCCAAUGACUACAUCCGCUUCAGACGCGAACGAGUUAUUGUGUGACAACAACACCGUAAAGACUCAUCAUGUUAAUCGCUCAGAUUUUUUAUGUUAACGUCGCUUUAUUCGCCUUGAGAUCCUUAUAAACUUUGUUGCAAAUAAAAAGAAAUGCUUUUUACUAAAGAUCUCGUCUAGAAAGCCAAGUUUUCGUUAAAAAAUCUGAGCGAUUGACAUGAUGAGUCUUUACGGUGUUGUUGUCGCACAAUAACUCGUUCGCGUCUUAAGCUGUUAUAGUCGUUGGUGAUGUUCACCAAUGUUUAAGCUUCUGUUAGAUGUUCACCAAUGUUCACCAGUGUAUUUUUACUAAAUAUCGUUUACUUUUCUGUAUGUUUAACUUCUAAUAAGUUGUAUUGGAUUGACGACCAACUCGCCGACGUCUCUACUCGAUUUUAUACGUCGGCGAGUUGGCGUCGGCGAGUUGGUCCGUCGGCGAGUUGACCGUAAUUCUUUUAAGUUACAGCCUUAUUUUAUAAUCUGGCCAAAUAAGUGAGUUUGCAUCACACAAUUUCCCAUAAAUAGCAAGGAAAAACCUAUUAAAUUGUUGGGGAUUCAAUUUUUACUUAAAACAAAUUGCUUCCUUGUGAUAGGCACCUGUUUACUGGCCAGAGUGUGGAGACUGAUUGAUUUUUAAAGAUUGUUGCUGUAGUUUUAGGCUAAUGGAUUGUACUUUAACACAGGGAAGCUGGUGUUGGAUUUGCAUCUUCCCCUCCCAGCAAUCCACAGUUUGAUUGCAGCAGAUCUGAACUUCUAAAAUUACUGCUGACUUGUUUUUCUGAAGCAAUGUACCUUCCUCCCACAGGUAAGCUCCCAGGGAAAGGUUAAUUUUUAUUAACCCUUAAAGUCCCAUGAUCUGAUUGUUAAUUCUCCCCUCUAGCUACUACACAGUUCCUUUUGAGAAGUUAUGAGAAUUUGGUGUUAGAUCAAGAUAACAAUUUCCAUCUGAUGAGUUUGAGUAGUCUGAAAAAUAGUAUUCUGUUUGCUGAAAAACAUUAAUCACUUCUCAGUGUUAGAGGGGUAAAAGUGUCAAAUUGUGCCCAGUACAAUAACGAGUAUUUUUUUUUAGUUAUAUCUGGCCCUGAUCAUUCAAGGGCUGAAUUACUUAAUGGUUAAACAUGAAUCCAGCGGGUAGCAAGCAACUUUUUUUUUCAUGUAAUUUAUAACCAUUGGAUAGGGCAACACACCUUAGAACAAACUUGGCAUAUAGUACUCAUCAUUCUGACAACAUGUGCAUUUUAUAAUUCAGAUAAGUCUGUUAAUGCAAGGGUAACUUGGAGGGAAUAUAAUUUAAAUUCCCCUUUCUCAAAAGAUCUUCAAUGAACAGGACUUAGAUUUGUACAACGUAUUUGUGGUGGCUGAGAGGUUGAUUGUAGUCAUUUUUUUACUAUUAUUCUAUGAAUAAUAAUAGUAAUUUUAAUUUUGUUUUGUAGCUGAAAAUCACUGUAGACCAAAUAAAUGGCUGUCAUUUUUCUCAUCAGCUGGGAAUAGGUAAUGGUGUUUGCAUUUGUUUAUUACUUUCCUCAGUGAUAAUAAAUACUUAUUGAAGAAGUGAGGUUACUAUGAAAUGAAUGCAAAACUGAAUGGGAUACAAUUUGAAGGUAAAUAAUUAAGAUGUUAUAAUCUUUUUCCUUGGCUUUGUUUUAUCAGACAUGCUCUUCCAAUAUUCACCUCUCUGUUAAAUCUUGUGUGCUCGUACGACCCCCUUGGAUACGGAGUGCCGUAAGUACAGAAAUAGAGUAGUUGUAAAAGUAAACUGUAACCAUGCACCCAGGGAUUGACAUCCUGAACAGGCGAGAACUUUAAAAUGUGAGGUUUAUUUGUUGCACAAAAUUUUUUUACUAUUACAUUAAUGUAUCAUGUAAAAAUUUAUGUUUCUGUGCUUGUGUAUGAUGUGGUAGCUUAGUGCUUAAAGCAGCAGUUCACAAGUUAUAUCAAUGAACGUUAUUCUCGAUAUGAUGAUUGUUUAUAUUCUCAUCACCUUUCUUCUUGAAAGUGUGUUGAAAUUGUUGGGAGAUUGUAUGAAAUGAUCACUUGUAAGGUUGAGCUCUCUCACAGGUGAUCAUUUCAUAGAGAAACUGUGACAAACUCUGGUGCAAUGGGCUACUUGGUUUUUGUGAAGACUUAACCAUGCAUAUUUGUUUAUGUGAGAAUGUGUGCUUGAAUUACUGGAUCCAAUGGAAUUCUUGGGAAAUUUAAACUGUUGGUGUUACUUUGUCUGUCCAAUUUUCUUUGAAAAUGAAAAGGGAUUUUGACUAGAAGAGUAUGGUAACAUUUUUCUUGUAUUUUCUAGAUAUAACCACCUUAUGUUUGCUGAUUACCGUGAACCUCUGGUGGAGGUUGCUGCUCAAUUGCUUGUUGUCCUUUUGGAUCAUGAUUCAAUGCAGCCCACCCCAACUACAAUGAAUGGAACUGAUACAGAACACUCUUUUGAGGUAAACUACAUAAUUAUAUUUUAAAACAGUUCCCAGCAUUUUUCUCUACAAUCUACAUGUGCAUCUAUAAAUUGUGGCCUGGAGGUUGUUUCAGCUUGAAUAAUUUAUUACAACUUUCAUAGGAUUUUACAAAUAGUAAUUAUAAAAUGGUAAACAAUAAAAUGAAAUAUGAAAUAGUAAAUAGAAAAUAAGUUAUAAAUUAGACGUUUGGAUGAUAAUGAGUCACAAAAUGAUCCUCACUAAGAGUUACAAUACAUUGCAUUUUGUUGCAUGUGUUAUCCACAGGUCAGAAUGAGACUUAUUUUAUUUUCACCCUUUGUGAAUAGAUUUUCCUUAACAAAGAUGCCAGUAUUAAGUUUUCUUCCCUCCCAACAGAUGGCUUGUAGUUCAGUUGGUAGUAGUGACCAACUAGUACCUGAGAGGAUCUGGUUGAGAUCCACUCCAAGAGUUAAUUUUUUAAGGAUUCUCUUUUUGUAACAUCGUAAGGUGCAGCUCAUACUUAAGGUUUAUCUUCAAUGUGAUACCGAAAAACUAUAGUCAAACAAGUCCAUGUUGAAGUGGAUUCAUAGAUUCUGUUCAUGUAAAUAUUUGUCCAAGUGAACAAAUUUUAUCUUAUUAUGUUUGCAUUAAUUUUUUUUGUUUGUUUUUUUUGUUUUUAGGAACCUCCAGUUGAUAACCUUUUCUGUAAUUAUUUGUCACGAAUACACAGAGAAGAGGUAAAAAUAUUCAUAUGGUAUUACUGCAGUUUAUUGGUGCAAUAACUUGCAAGUGAAAUGUUGGAUUUCAAAGUAUAAAUAUCUGUAAAGUAAUUUUACCCAGGUUCUGAACAGAAGCCAAUUUGUUUGAAGCCAUUUAACCUUUUCACUCCCAAGGUCUCAUUAGUAUUUCUCCUUACUGUCUACUUGACAAUUCUUAUGAUGUGAGUUUGGAGAAUUUGAUAUUGGAUCAACCAAUAAUCUCCUAAUUGAUAUUUUUCUUAAUUCUCAUCACUUUUUUGCUUGAUAUUGCACUGAUAUUAUAGGGAGAAACUCUGUCUUGGUCACUCAUGGGAGUUACAUGUAAGGGGUUAACCUGGUUAUAACCACUUUAAUUGGUGACACAUACAUUCAUAUACUUAUGUUGAAUUAUUUCAUUGCAGGACUUUUACUUUAUUCUCCAUGGUGUUGCAAAUCUACUCAAUAACCCUCUUAUUCAAGUAUGUAAUUCAAGAAAUAUAAGUAUAUUGAAUCAUUUCCUAAACACUUAAGAACCUAAGAUAUCCUGCGAAGUAGAAUGGCCAGAAUUUAAGGAUAAUAUACCUUUAUUUGCAAGGUUUUUUUUGUCACAGAUAAAGGGGACAUAGUGGUAAAUACUGUCUUUUCUGUUUUCAGACAUAUCUUCCAAAUUCUUGCAAGAAAGUUAGUUUCCAUCAAGAACUUUUAGUUCUAUUUUGGAAGAUGUGUGACCAAAACAAGGUAACCAGAGACUGAUUUUGUUUUUAUUGUCAUCAGUUUGUUGGCUACUUUUUAAAGUGAUCACAAGUUAACAGCUCCUUCUCUUAUAAACAAAAAUCUCCAACAGAAAUUUCUGUUCUACGUGCUGAAGAGCAGUGAUGUGCUGGAUAUCUUGGUCCCAAUUCUUUAUCACUUGAAUGAUGCAAGGUCUGACCAAUGUAAGUUGCCCAGCUCAGGGUUUGAUCUUUAAUACCAUAGAAAAAGUUUUUUUGCUUUUACAUGCAGGAAGCUAUUAGUAGUAAAUAUAUCAUUCUUCUUUUUCCUUUUUCUCCAGCUCGACUAGGUUUGAUGCAUAUAGGAGUGUUCAUAUUACUGCUUUUAAGUGGAGAAAGAAAUUUUGGUAGGUUCAGAGCAUGAACAAAUUAUUUAUUCAAUCAUUCAUUAUGAUACUUCCGUAACUUUGUGACAACAACAGAGUCAAUGAAAAUAAAUUUAAAAUUCACAAUAAAGCAGAAAAUUUUGCUAAUACCUAGGACAAGUGCUAACAUAACUGUCAUGAUUUCAAUUAUUUUGUGUCAUUAUCUCAUUGAUAGGAGUCCGUCUUAAUAAGCCAUACUCUGUUAGAGUGCCAAUGGACAUUCCUGUGUUUACAGGGACCCAUGCUGAUUUUCUUGUUAUUGUAAGUAUAUUUUGUGUCAACCAGAAAUCUUAGAUAUGUCUAUUUUUAUGUCAUGCCCACAUGAGAGUUAUUCGUCAGAGCCAGGAUGUUUGAAGCUGGGUUAAUCCUUUAACUCACAGAGUGACCAAGACAGAAUUUCUCCUUACAAUAUCAACACAAUAUGAAUCAGACAAGGGGUGAGAAUAAAGAAAAAUAUCAACUAAGGGACUCUAUGUUGAUCCAUUAGCAAAUUCUCCAAAGUAACAUCAUAAGUAUUAUACAGCUGACAAUAAGGAGAAUUUAUAAUGAAAUCAUGGGAGUGAUAGGAUUAAGAUAACCCAGGAUUAGUGUGACAUUUGAUUUCAGAUCUGGAAGCUUUAAAAAAGGUGACAACAUGCUCUAAAGAGAAUAGAGAAAAUUAUCUCAAACAAGCUCUUGAAAAAAGGAAUUAAAGAAACCUGGAUAAAUAUUUAACCUUAGGUUAGGACUAAUCAGUCGUUGAACUACUGGGCUCAGUUGUGUGGAUAUACAGCUUAUUAGAGUCUCCUUUUUUUUACAGGUGUUCUAUAAGAUCAUUACAAAUGGACAUCAAAGACUUCAACCACUGUUUGACUGUCUUUUGACAAUUAUUGUCAAUGGUAAGAGUACAGUGAUUACUGUUGUUAAUAACUGUGGUGUUAAGUCAUGGGACUCAUUGGGGUAAGGCAGAGAUACAAUAUGCUUCAAGUGAAAUGUUACAGAAUUCUUUUUAAGUCCAUAUCUUUGUAACAGAUUUUUUGGUGAAAACAAAGCCUAAAAAUUCAAAAUGGUUUAAUUAUUGCAUGUGAUCAGGGCAAGAAAAUGGGUCGAUUGCAAUUAUGCUUUAGCAACUUGUUCAGGAGCAAUGCACUUGGGGUUUGAUACAGAUAUCUAUCCAAGUAACUUAUUCCCUAGUGUCUUGAACUACAGUCAAUCAUUUUCUCACAUGUGUUUUUACACAAAAAAAAAAAAAAAAAAAAACACUGCAUUUACAUCAUACAUUUUGCAUGCCUGCUUGGGUGACCUAAAGGUUUGAUUUUGCCAACCACACGUUUUCAUGCAUUCAAAAUUAAUUUUAUUUCCAGGUCACAUUUAAGUCACCCAAGGGUAGUGUCAUUCUCAGCUGACCCUGUGUAUUCUUUUUUCUUUACAGUUUCCCCUAUUUGAAAUCCUUAUCAAUGGUGGCAGCCAAUAAAUUGCUUCAUCUUUUGGAGGUAAGAACAUGCUAAUUUUACUUUUCUUUGCAAAGGUUGUUUGGGCUUGGGAACUGAAGUUGAAUUUCCAAAGACACUUUGUUGUUUCUUUUUUGUGUUAUGUAAAUGAAAAUGCUACAGGUAAUUCCACUUUUUUUGUGUUCCUUCAUUAACAGAUUACCCUCUUUUUCAAACUUAUAGGCUGAAUAUUUUUUCCAUUUUGUUUUUUCAGGCAUUUUCCACUCCCUGGUUCCUGUUCUCCAAUGCCACCAAUCACCAUUUAGUGUUUUUCUUGCUGGAGAUCUUUAAUAACAUAAUUCAGUAUCAAUUUGAUGGUAAGACACUUUUUAUAAUAAGUUGAAUUAGGUGCAAAUUUUGAUUGAUUCUUAUGUAUGAGCUCUUGGAGGACAGACACAUUGAUGAUGUUUGUAGUUUGCAGUAGUGAUCUCUCUUUUCUCCCUCUCCGUUUCGGAGGAAUGCAGGUUAAUGACCUGAACAAUAGCUGGUUAUCAAGACAAACUUACAUUUUGUCACAAAUGUCUGAAGAAAUAGUGCCCUUUUUUCCAGGGAAAUGUGAUUUGAAAAGCUGGGAAUCUUUGCACAAACUUUGCUUGAGCCUUUACAGAAACUUUGCAAGAACAAAGAACAAAAUUUGCCCAUUUCACCUUCGUUAUUUUUGCACAAUACUUCCCCAUCAAUUUUGGUAGAAAUAUAUGAAAAAAGUCAUAACAAAAACAAACAAAUGAUUUCUACAUACUGAAUAUGUUUCCUGUAACUUUUUUUAACUGGGUUUCUUUUACUUUAGGAAACUCUCAUCUCGUGUAUGCAAUUAUAAGAAAGAGAAAUAUCUUCCACCAAGUAAGUUCCUUAUGAGUUAUGGCAUUGAAGUUGUUAUUCAUCUGUUUAAAUAAUUGUUUAGCUGUUCAGUGCUUUCAUACAGUAAAGUUUUUAGUUGCUCAUCGUAAACCUAUAGUGCACUAAUUGUUUACAGUGUGAACUAACCAAUAUCAAAUGUUGAAAAAAUGAGUGUUAGAACUUGAGAAAAUAGGAGACUAGUGUUGUUGUUGUUUUAUUGAUUUACAGCAUUAGGGUAGAAGUGACUAAUAUUAAGAGAGAGUCUGAGCAAAGGCAGUGAGUCCAUGCUGUUCGAGUUUAUCUUUUCACUUGCAAUUAUUUUUUGACCAUUUUCUCUCCUGAAGUUGGCAAAUCUUCCAACCGAUCCUGCUACUGUUCAGAAGCCAAGAAGGAGACUUACAUCCCAAGGUUCAGACAAGUAAGAUUUCUGUGCACAAUGUUUUCAUUUGUGGAACUGUUCGUGGCUAGAGUAGCCGCUAAUUCCCCCUACUGAUGUAUGAUACGUGAACAGCAGUAACCCUUUAACUCCCAUGAGUGACCUAAACAGAAUUUUUUCUGACAAUAUCAAUACAAUAUCAAGCAGACAAGUGAUGAGAAUAAAGAGAAAUGUCAAUUGGGAGAUCAGUAGUUGAUCCAAUACCAAAUUCUCCAUACUAGAAUCAUAGUAAUUGUGCAGUAGACAGUAAUGAAAUGUGGGAGUGAAAGGGUUAACCCAUUUUCUCAAUGAGUGCAUGAACAUUUAUGCGGCAGUUGGUCACGAAAAUGUUGAAUUUUCUAUCAGGGAUGCCCAGACCUCAGGCAGUGAGGGAGAAGAAAAGAAGCCUGGAACGAGUGCUUCAGCGGCCGAGGGUUUACCGGAGAUGUCCGCAGACAGUAAGCGAAUAAAUGUUGCAAUAAUUUUUGGAUCAAAAAAUAAAAUGAUUGUCAAAUGUAGAGAGCGACAACAUAUUAACAUGGAAAGAGAAGGAAUACAUAGAAGUAACGAUCCAAAGGAAGGAAUUAAAAUAAUGCUGGAAUGGAAAACAAAAAAUACAAAGUGUAAACAAGUAAGGUCCUUAAGCAAUCAAUAGUUAGCACCUGAUUUAUUUAUGUUUAAUUUUUGGUGUUGUAAAGCGGACAUGAUUAUUUAGCAGUGCCACAAACUGGACAUGCUAACAACAGCUCUUUCUUUUUCUCCUAGUGUCUGUGAAAGAAGUUCGCAAUCCUGCUAGUGAAUCAGAAACUAGUGAUGUAGAAGCACGGUCCCCUGGGGAAGCAACCCCACCCAGUACCCCUGGAACAUCCCGCACAGAGAGAAAAUCUAUUGGACGAUCUGUUUCUGUCACAAGCUCAGGGCCAUUUGUAGCAACGCCUGAAUGGGUGAGUGAAUCUUCCACUUUGAAGUUUUAUCAAAACAUGAACUCUCUCCAAUGGUGAUUGCAAAGUUCUUCAAAUGUCCGUUCUCAGAAUUUGAUCUUACAUCAUCCUCAAAAAGGCCCAUCGUGGCACGUACCCACAGUUGUUUAAGUCGUGAGUGCCCUUCUUUAGUCUUAAAAUCAAUUAUAUACUUUUAAAGAAAAUCGUGUGUGGAUUUAGUUCCGGUUUUCCUUCAUUCUGUAGGUCCAGUCUUGGAAACAGAAGCUUCCAUUGCAGACGAUAAUGAGAAUGCUUCAAGUUUUAGUUCCUCAAGUGGAAAAGAUUUGCAUAGACAAGUAAGUUAAUCAUCAAUGAUGAAUGAUCAUGAUGUUACUUUCAGUUUUGUAUUUUUUUUGUUGUUUUUUUCGGCUCUGUUUGAUGUAUUUUUGUUGUUUUGAUAGGGGUUUGACGGAUGAGUCUGAAAUAAUCAAGUUUCUUCAGCAUGGCACAUUGGUCGGUCUUCUACCUGUGCCACACCCAAUCUUAAUCAGAAAAUACCAGGUAUGUAAACUUCUGUAAUCACUGAUGAGUCACGCUUUCAGUUACAUUUGGUAUCUCGAAGAGUUUGUAAACAUUUAGUGUAUGCGCGUGGAAGUUUAACUCUUUGACCCUCAAGAGUGAUAAGCAACUAAUUUUUCCUUACAAUUUCUCCAUUAAAUCAAACAUUAAGGUCACGAGAAUAAAGGAAAUGAUCACAAACCAAAGAAGCUCUUGAUUGUUAAACACUGAAUUCUCCUUGUCACAACCAUAGGAAAUGUAUAGAGAACAGUGUGGAGAAUAUGCAUACUGAUGUUAGGGUGCUAAGGGUUAACAAGAGGAUGCGUAUUCAGCUACAGGGUUGUUGAAAAGUUACGGAAAUUUGGGAAUUUUUCGCUCGAAAGCUUUUUGGUUCGGAAGUAAGUUUUGUGUGAGAUCCUUUUAAGGUAGCUGGAUCUCACGAAAUCCCCCCUGCCAAACGGUGCUGUUAGUUCUUCAGAGAUAAUUGCUGUGGUGUUAUCCGUCAGGCAGAAUUUGAUGACACUCUUAAAUGUCUAUCAUUCCGUUACAGGCCAACAGUGGUACUCAGAUGUGGUUCCGAACUUAUAUGUGGGGAAUUAUUUACCUCAGGUAAACAAAAAAAAUAAGUAAUCAGCUCUCUAAGGAAAAUGUAGAGGUUUAAAACCAAGUGGCAAAGUUUAUCCUCGCGUUAAAGCUACAUUCACAUCUACAUUCGCGUUAAGUGGUGUACACUCGCGUUAAGUGGUGUACAUUCGCGUUAAGUGGUGUACACUCGCGUUAAGUGGUGUACACUCGCGUUCCGCACGCUGUAAACCCUGUAAGGGGGAAAGGAAAGCAGAAACCUAUUAACUACUUUUAUUUAAAAAUGAGUUUGGGCGGGAAAAUUGACGCGCGCUCGGCAACCUUUGGCGGGAAAAUCGAGGCGUGCGAGCCCUCAGUUUUUAAAAAAAAAUAAACAGUUAUGAAAUAUUAAAACGGAAAAAAGGUAAAAAAUGGAAAAAAAGUUUAGUUCAACAGCCAUGCCAUUCACCUCACUUGCAUUCUGUUUUUCAGGAACAUUGAUCCCCCAAUCUGGUAUGAUACGGAUGUCAAACUGUUUGAAAUCCAAAGAGUAUAAAAUUUUGGUCCAUCUGAGAGGAGUGCGGGGAAUGAAGAGUAAGAAUUCUCACAGUCGACGUAAAGCAAAAAGGAUCAGUUACAUUUAUAAUAAUGAUUCUGUUAUCUUUCAUCGAUAAAAGGGAGGAAUAUUUUAAGUCGGCGGCAGUCAAACCUAAGCUAAUUCUAGUUAUAAUAAUGGACAAUUUUGUUCGCGGUUGAAUUCCCAUUAGAUGCAAAUUUGGACUUACUGAGUCCAUAAUGAUAAUUGAGUACUUAAAUUUACUUUCUGAUAACGAGUCAGUAAUAUUUAUGAGGUCAUCUACCGUCUACCAAGGUUCUCUUGACCAAAGCAAGAGCUUAAUUUGCAGAUAUGCAGGUAUAAAUAUUCUUAGUCAGGUUUAAGAUGCUACUUUGGGUAACGGAGAAUACCCUAUCUGGGCGGAGCUGUUGGUCGUCGAAGUAGGUCUCUCGGAUUUGUGUGCAGUUUCGCUCUAGUAUCGGUCCCAGUUGUUCAAAGGGCUGAUACUAAAAUAAUGACCGCUAUCCAACAGAUGAAUCGCAGUCAGCGAGGGUCCAGUCGUAUAUAGGGCAGAUAAUGCUAUCCAACGGAUUAGUGAUGGCAAAACGUAUAGCGUUAUUCAGCAGAUAGAGAUUUAUCCAGUGGAUAGCGUUAUCCGACCUUCGAACAACUGGGGCCAGAUAUUGACAAAGUGUACUUCGCAUCCAUUGAAGAGAGAUUUAUCCAGUGGAAAUAAGGUCUGUGCAAUAGGACAGAUAAUUUUAGAAUUUUGUGUGUCCUCCUUUAGUUACAUUAGCAGUACUACGCACUAUAUAAUCAGUUCAUGACUUGAACUGUGUAGUCCACCCCACCCCCACCCCCUAGGUGGUCACGCCUUCAACAAUUGAUCCGUUUGCCUCUUUUGAAACCUUUUCGUUUCCAACAUUAUUCUCAUUGUUAGCCAUUUCUGUUUGUGGUGGUUCUGAUAAAAUUUUUUUCCUAUAUAUAUAUUUAGACUGUAUCUGCUCAAUGAAAAAUUUCAUUCACGUCCCUUGUCCCUGUUUAUCACAACAUUUAUUUUCGCAUUCAAGGGUCCAUAAGGUAUAUAUAAUAAUCUGUACAUAAUGGAUUUUAAAUAGUGGGUUUUCGUGUAAGGAAUCGCUAUCAUAG